Messenger RNA from Entamoeba invadens IP1, 573 nucleotides. RefSeq lists its product as hypothetical. The record is from RefSeq and is a predicted model, not a curated record. Bases 1 to 573 code for a protein of 190 amino acids. Lineage: Eukaryota; Evosea; Mastigamoebida; Endamoebidae. The transcript has a single exon. Gene Ontology annotation, biological process: protein linear polyubiquitination; proteasome-mediated ubiquitin-dependent protein catabolic process. Gene Ontology annotation, cellular component: ubiquitin ligase complex. Gene Ontology annotation, molecular function: ubiquitin binding; metal ion binding; ubiquitin-protein transferase activity.
AUGACUUGUACAAUCUGUUAUGGAAAUCUUUCCCCAAGUUUCACGUUUCCAUGUGGUCAUUCGUUUUGUCUAGGGUGUAGCCGUGAUACUGUGACAACUCAACUGAGGAAUUCGAACACCAAAUUCAAGUGUCCAAGUUGUUCUCAAUUUUACACGAAAGAUCAACUCAAUUCUUUAUUUGACUCCACAAUGAACCAAAUUUAUACAAAUGUAAUAAAUGACCAAACAUUCCAUUGUUAUAAAUGUAAAGCUAUUCUAAAUGUACCGAGUUUGAAACCAGAAUAUAUCACUUGUUCAUAUUGUAAUGAAUUGACUUGUUCUGAUUGUUGGUGUCAAUAUACCACUGGACAUAUAUGUGAGUAUUACAAAAAAGAUCCAGCGUCAAGAGAUUUGUUUAAAAAGAACAUGCCUAAAUGUCCUAAAUGUGGAGCUUCUGGUGUAAAAGUAUCUGGUUGUGUUGCAUUGACUUGUCCAAAUUGCAAAACAGAAUAUUGUGAAUUGUGUUCACAAUUGGCGUGUUAUGCAACUUAUACAGCCAAACACGUUCCUGUUUGCCCCAAAAGAUUUGUCUGA